This is a messenger RNA of Scleropages formosus (Asian bonytongue), 3101 nucleotides long. Its product is annotated as glucose-6-phosphate 1-dehydrogenase-like. NCBI's taxonomy places the organism in Eukaryota, Metazoa, Chordata, Actinopteri, Osteoglossiformes, Osteoglossidae. The record is from RefSeq and is a predicted model, not a curated record. Gene Ontology annotation, cellular component: cytosol. The transcript is spliced from 13 exons. Gene Ontology annotation, molecular function: NADP binding; glucose-6-phosphate dehydrogenase activity. The coding region runs from base 164 to 1774 and encodes 536 amino acids. Gene Ontology annotation, biological process: pentose-phosphate shunt, oxidative branch; glucose metabolic process.
UUUAAUGACAUUACAGGUUAAGCUCGUGCCGCGGUCGUUGUGAGUGAGUGCGCGCGCACGCUUCUGCUGCUGCUGCUGCCGCCGCCGCCGCAGCAGCCUGUGUGCGCGCUUGCGCGCGCGCCUGUUUGAUGAUCAGUCUGUCACACAUCCGGUUUUCUCCAUCAUGCACGCGGACGCUCGGUGUGUGUCAGAGAGGCCGCCGUGUGUGUCGCAGGAGCCCGAACAGAAGAUGAGUGGAAUCCCACUCUCGCGCUCUGAGAUUUUUGGACAGCUCAGGAAAGAACUGCACGAUGAUGAGGAGUUCCACCAGUCAGAUGCUCACAUCUUCAUCAUCAUGGGUGCAUCGGGGGAUUUAGCCAAAAAGAAAAUCUACCCCACAUUAUGGUGGCUGUUCAGAGAUGGACUUCUUCCGGAACAGACUCACUUUGUGGGCUUUGCCCGCUCUGAUCUGACAGUGGAGAGCAUCCGCGCUGCCUGCCUGCCUUACAUGAAGGUUGCAGAUGCUGAGAACGAGCGUCUGGCUGCUUUUUUUCGCCAGAACUCAUACCUGAGUGGGAAGUAUGCUGACGAGGGUUCCUUCACCCGACUAAAUGCCCACCUGCUCUCAUUGCCUGGUGCUGCUGAAGCCAACCGCCUCUUCUACUUGGCCCUGCCACCCAGCGUCUACCAAGACGUCACCAGCAACAUCCGGAAGCACUCCAUGAGCGAGAAAGGCUGGACAAGAGUAAUUGUGGAGAAACCAUUUGGUCGUGACCUUGAAACCUCAGAGCAGCUGUCUGCCCACCUGUCCUCCCUGUUCACAGAAGACCAGAUCUAUCGCAUUGAUCACUACCUGGGCAAGGAAAUGGUACAGAAUCUAAUGGUGCUUAGGUUUGGGAACAGGAUCUUUGGUCCCAUCUGGAAUAGGGACAGUGUUGCCUGUGUGGUCCUCACCUUCAAGGAGCCCUUUGGCACCCAGGGCCGUGGUGGAUACUUCAACGAUUUUGGCAUAAUUCGCGACGUGAUGCAGAACCACCUGCUGCAGAUGUUGUCCUUGGUUGCCAUGGAGAAGCCAACUUCCACCAGCUCCGAUGACGUGAGAGAUGAGAAGGUGAAGGUGCUGAAGUGCAUUGCCCCAGUGUCUAUGGCUGAUGUGAUCCUGGGACAAUAUGUGGGUAAUCCUACAGGUGAGGGGGAUGCUAAGCUGGGCUACUUGGACGACCCUACAGUCCCAAAAGGCUCUCAUACCCCCACCUUUGCCACGGCUGUCUUGUACGUCCACAAUGAGCGAUGGGAUGGUGUGCCCUUCAUCCUGCGCUGUGGCAAGGCCCUGAACGAGCGCAAGGCCGAAGUCCGGCUGCAGUUCACCGAUGUGCCAGGCGACAUCUUUGAGGGCCAGUGCCAACGGAACGAGCUGGUAGUUCGCGUGCAGCCAAACGAGGCUGUCUACGCCAAAAUGAUGAGCAAGAAACCAGGCAUGUUCUUCAACCCAGAGGAGACAGAGCUGGACCUCACUUAUGGCAGCCGGUAUAGGGAUGUGAAGCUGCCAGACGCCUAUGAACGCCUCAUUCUGGAUGUCUUUUGCGGGAGUCAAAUGCACUUUGUGCGCAGCGAUGAGUUACGAGAAGCUUGGAGGAUCUUUACGCCUCUUCUUCAUCAAAUAGAGAGAGAGAAGAUUCCACCUAUUCCAUACACUUAUGGAAGCCGAGGUCCACCUGAGGCAGAUGAGCUGAUGAAGCGAGUGGGAUUCCGCUAUGAAGGAACAUACAAGUGGGUCAACCCCCAUCGACUUUGAGAGGAGGGAAAGGCACUUGGUCAGGGAGAGUUUGUGAUAUUCUUGUGCUGCUAGACAAGGGGUGGGGAGGGGGUUUUGGGUUAUGAGCGCUUUUUCCUAGGAGCAAUAAUCUUGUAUGGAAGAGAGGAAAUGAAGAGUCAUCCUCAUGUUGGCUUUACGGUGAGGAGUACGUAGAUGGAGGUAAACGAUAUGCUAAUUCCCUGAAUAAUUUGAAGCUGAAACCGCACAAAAGAACAGAGAGGAAGAGUAGAGACAGAUGGGAGAUAUGGAGAUGCACGUUCAUCCAGCUGCUCUGCAUAUCUAUAAACCUGUCUGCCUGCAUUCCUAUACUUUUGUUACUCCACUUGACUCCUUGUUCUUAAAUUUAGUAGUGAAUGAAGAAUCACUGAUUUUUCUAUAAUACUAGUUGCAGUGAUGGAAAGAGUCAGCUGAUGGUUAUGACCAAUUCAUUUGUACUAGAGUGUAUAGGUUUGAUUGUUCAGUGGUUGGUUUUAAUUUUGUAACACAUUUGCUUGGUAUCUCAAACCAUAUUAGCCCUGACAUGAACUGUAGCAGAUGUGAGAUACUGUUGAGGUUUCUUCCCAACAUUUCUAGUUUACUAAUGCUUACACACUACUUAAUAUUUGUUGCAUUCCUUUUCAUCUCUUCAGUUGCAUCUUUGUUACCACUUUCCUCAAGUGUACGCUGCAAAAAAUACUUCAGUCAUUACCAUAGUAUGCUGUACUGUCAGUAUAACUAGUGUGUAUUUCAUGGUGGUAAAAGCUUGUGGCAGGAUGGUAAACGGUUCCAAACCGUGGCUGAAGGUAUACUUCACAACCUGCUUCCUAAAAAUUAAUUUUGUAACACUCCCACAUUAUAUUAUGACAUGCAGAAGGUCAUACUUCAAGUUUAGUAUUGAAUUUUACUUGCACUGCACAUUUACGUAUGUUUACCUGAUACCAUAAUUCUCUGCAUUAUUAUCUCUGUUUAGAUACAUUUGCACAGUGACUUGUAGUUUUCAUUAACAGAGUGAAGGAUUUUAAAUAGGGUUUAAGUUUACAAUUUAGUCUGGUGGAAGAAGAAAUUAUUCUUAAGUUAUUGUAGAGGUGGAGGAAGCCCAAAGGUAGGAUGGAUAUACAGUUUAUUGUCCCGUGACUGGAGGUAGGGUAACAAUUUUAGAAUGACCAGCCAGCCCCCUGUAUCACUAUUCUUUUUAACCCUCUCAGUGCCCAACUACUACUAGCAGCAGGGAAAAUUUGUACCAGUUGAUACUAAUGUGCAACAUCUGCCUGGAGAGGGUUAAAAUACAUUUUCCAUAGUUUCCAAAUACAAAUACAUACACAUUGGC